AUGGGAAUUAUUGGCGAUAUUAAGGACACCGUGUCCAAGGCAGUGUUUACUCCCUCCACCCUGUUAUCCGGCCGAGGCGGGCUGCACAUGGCUCAGAUCAUCCUGUCUCUGGUCACCUUCGUCCUUGCGGGCAUCAGAGGAGGGAGCAGCCAUACCUACUGGAUUUACGCCAUGUUCACCUGGGCCUUCUGCCCCAUCAUGACCCUCGCCAUCACCCUCAUUGAGAUGUUUAAGCUGGAUAUCAUACUCAACAUGUUUUGCAUGCACUGGGAUGAUUUCACCACAGGGAUGGCCAUGUCCUCCACGCUCAUGACUGUCUCUGUUGCCAUCACCUACGCCAACUUCUAUGCUUGCCUGAAAUGCCUGUACGGCUGGAUAGUGACUAUAUUUGCGUUCCUGUGUGGCUUCGUCUACGCUCUGGAAGUGCUGAAGGACAAAUUCCUGGACAAGAAGAAAGGGGUCUACCUGGCUGCUCUGCCUGGUUUCUGGAAGGUUUUGGAGGCAUUUGUGAGCUGCAUGAUCUUUAUAUCACUGACUGGUUACAGAGAUAAGCUGGCCCUGAUCCUGUGUGUCAUAGCAUACAUCAUUCCUUUCCCCAUCCUGCCACUGAUCAUAGCCACCAACAUCCUUAAGAAACUGAAAGCGUGUUUGCCCUUUAACCUGGACAGGUUUGUGUUUAUCUUUCUGGUCGUCUCUGUUGUGCUGUACAUAUUUGCUGCUAUCAUGUGGCCCAUUUUUAUGUUCAGAAACAACCCUCGUCCCAGCGACUGUCCACCCAGCUAUUGUAUCUGGGCCAUACAGUUCAUGGUUGCCUUUAUGACCUAUGUCAAUCUAAUUCUUUUUGUACUGGACCUCGUUUUUACCUUGCUUGGUAUCUGUGGCUUUAAACGCACCUAA
Molecule: messenger RNA, 897 nt
Organism: Acanthopagrus latus (yellowfin seabream)
Lineage: Eukaryota; Metazoa; Chordata; Actinopteri; Spariformes; Sparidae
Product: myeloid-associated differentiation marker-like protein 2
Exons: 1
Coding region: 1-897 (298 amino acids)
Cellular component (GO): membrane
Source: RefSeq, a predicted model, not a curated record